CAACAACAACAACAACAACAACAGCAGUACAGUCGAAUGACCGAAUCAAGAAAUAUUCAGCGUUGUUCCCCAUCAUUAAGAAGCGCCUCAUUGGUAUCGAAUCACGAUGAUCGAGCUCUAACCUCUGCAUCACAACGUAAACAACGAACUAUUUAUGGAGCAUCUCAAACUCGUGUUCUUGAAAGAGCCUUCGAGGAACAGCAGUACAUGGUUGGCACAGAACGUGAACUACUAGCUGAACGUUUGGGUCUUAGUGAAGCACAGGUGCGAGUUUGGUUUCAGAAUCGACGAAGUAAAUGGCGUAAGCAGGUUCGAGUGAAUGCAUGUUGUCGAUGA
Anisakis simplex (herring worm) is the source of this 336-nucleotide messenger RNA. The record is from the annotation of a GenBank genome assembly. NCBI's taxonomy places the organism in Eukaryota, Metazoa, Nematoda, Chromadorea, Rhabditida, Anisakidae.